CUGAGGUUCAGUUCAAGGACCUUACAAGCCCCUGGGCCUGGACAGUCGUUGCUUUCAGGACAUUUGUCCCUUCCUGCUCCGGCGGACUUGAAGCGACCCUAGCUCAGAGCUCCCAGGUGUGGUGUGGGUACAUCUACAGGCUAUAUAAGGACGAGCCUUUUGCAUUCUCCUCGCGCUCACGCAGCAACCAAGCUUCCUUCUCCUCGUCCUUUUCUCACAUCGGCCCCUCCUCCUCGUUCUCUUUUCCAAAUUUCCCCAUCCGAGCCAGAUUUAUUCUUCGAGAUGCAAUUUGCUACCAGCUUUGUCGUUGUUGCGGCUUCCUUCUUCGGCAUGGCAGCCGCCGCUCCGGCAGCACCUGCUGAGCAGCUCAUCGAGCGAGCCCCAGGUGUGACGUGCAAAGUUGUCUCGCCCCCCGGCUAUGUCCUCAAGUUCAAUGCCGACUGCGAGGCCUGCCGCCAUGAUCCCCGGUACCCCGCUUUCACUGACACCCGCGAUGGCUCCGGCCACCGUAUCCUCGUCCUCGACGCAAAGGCCAACGACAAGACGCCCGCGGGACCCGAGGAGUUUGUCUUUGAGGCGUGCACGUCCAAGUACAUGAACCUGCCGGCGCAGAAUGGCACGACGUUUGCAGGCCACGUUCGGUCGACGCGCGCGACCGACUUCUGCAUCACCCUCGAUGGCACCUCGCGCAACGGCCGCUUCACCAGCCAGCGGUGCUCCUACACGGACGACGACAGCCAGGAGCGUCAGUUCUUCGUCUGGGACCACUCUGGCAACCAAGGCACCGAAAACUACCUCGGUGUGGUUCCACAGCCGAGCCAGGACGGCAAACUCACCCAGCAGAUUGCCCAGGACACCUACAUCCACAAUGCGUACCAGCUCUUCAUUGGCGACACGCCUCAGGAGAAGGUCGGCUGGAGGACCUCGACCACGACGACACCGUACAAGAUUACCGACUACCUCCGCCUUGCGGAUCCCAGCAAUUACUAACAGGAUCGUUGCGGCCGUUUCUCUCCUCUCCCUCUCUCACAGAUGCCCAGGACACUCGAUAGCAUUGUAGUAGUAGCGCGCGCCUCACAGUGCCGCGACAUUUCGCAUUAAUGACACACCCUCUUCUCUUGCAAAGAACCGUUCCCCUUUGUGAUUUGCGCAUGCUGUUGCCAAGGAGAACCGG
This is a messenger RNA of Acaromyces ingoldii, 1174 nucleotides long. RefSeq lists its product as hypothetical. The transcript has a single exon. The record is from RefSeq and is a predicted model, not a curated record. NCBI's taxonomy places the organism in Eukaryota, Fungi, Basidiomycota, Exobasidiomycetes, Exobasidiales, Cryptobasidiaceae. Bases 283 to 990 code for a protein of 235 amino acids.